Struthio camelus australis is the source of this 5231-nucleotide messenger RNA. The record is from RefSeq and is a predicted model, not a curated record. Lineage: Eukaryota; Metazoa; Chordata; Aves; Struthioniformes; Struthionidae.
GAGUUUUGCUUUAGUUAACAGGCAGUUCAAUCCUUCCGUCAUUUUUCACCUCUUUGGAGAUUUGCCAGCCCUUUUCACAGUAGAGGCCCCUUGCCAGGGUUCAGAGCACACCACCCCAACAUUCACUAAAUGGAGCACACAGGGCUUUCUCCUUUGCAGUGUGUAAAUCAGCUUAAGCAAUGGAUAUUAUAACUUCAAUAUUUACUGUUAAUUUCAGUUAGAAUUGAGUGCUAUAUGAUAAGAAGGUACCCUGGAGGAAGAGGCUAUUGUUAUCAAAUGCAAAAGAUUGUUUGCUCAUGCUGGUGUACAAGGAUAAAUCUGAACGAGCAAAAGGGCAUAAGGAGAGGAGCAGCGUGACCUUAGAAGACAUCUGUGGCUUGGAUCCUGGGCUCCCCUAUGAGGGCUUGAAUCACACGCUUGCAAUCAUCUGUCUCUCUCAAGUUGUGAUGCUGGGAUUUGAGAACAAGGAAACAAUGUAUGCGUGGGAUGUACGAAUCCGCUACAGUUUGGGGGAAGUUCAUAGGUUUCAAGUUUUUGUAGCACCUGGCACUAAACUGGAGAGCGGGCCUGCUACCCUGCACUUCUGCAAUGACAUAUUUGUCCUUGUAAAAGACCUUCCUCCUAGUGUCAUGGGGCAGUGGAAGCUCUCAGAUCUGCGUCGAUAUGGAGCUGUCCCAAAUGGAUUCAUCUUUGAAGGGGGUACCAGGUGUGGCUUCUGGGCUGGUGUGUUUUUCCUUUCUUGUGCUGAAGGAGAGCAGAUCAGCUUUCUGUUUGACUGCAUCGUCCGUGGCAUCUCCCCGACGAAAGGCCCUUUUGGUUUGCGUCCAGUCCUACCAGAUCCAAGUACAAAUCCAGCUUAUUCAGAAGAAAGAUUGGCUCAUGAAGCUUUGCAAUUAGAGAAGCGCUUGAGCUUGCUGUCCCAUACAAGUCGCCAGGGCAGUGGAGGAGAUGAUAGAAGUCUUUCAAGCUCAUCUUCAGAUACCAGCCACUCAGAUGUUAGUGUUGGGAGCAGAUUGACAAUUUGGCCUGAACAGUCUUCAGCCAGCACUUCUCAGGAGAGUCACGGACUGGCAGCAGCAAAGGGCAUUCAUCUUGGGGAAGAAAAGACCCAUCCGGAAGGGGCACGUGGCACGAGUAAACCACCUCCAAAGCCUCUCCGAUCCAGACAGCUGCAGGAAAUUGGUCGUCAGAGUUCUUCUGACAGUGGAAUAGCUACUGGUAGUCACUCUUCUUACUCUGGAAGCUUCUCUUCCUAUGCUGGGAGCUUGGACAUUUGCCAUGGUGAUGAGUUUGGAUCAUUGCUAAGCUUGCCAUUGAACUUUCCUUCAGAUCAGAAUUUAUGUACUUGUCCUCACAGUGAGUCCCGGAGAGGUGCAGGCUCAGAGUAUCAGGUUCCCAGCUCUCUCAAACAUGUUUAUGAUAUCCCCAGGAGUUUGUUACAGGCAGCUGGUAAAGAUGUGCAGCUGAAGAGUGCAGAUUCCACGCAACCCAAGGACCAGACCUUCUCACCUCAAGGCACUAGUGACCCAAAAUUGCUGGUACCACACUUGGAAGCACGGAGGGCACCUGAGCACAGCCAGGACAGAGGGAGGCCUUCGUCCUUACUCUCAGAAAGCACCAAGGACUCAAGUGAUGAGACAUACGUGGAUUUUGUUUCAAGGUGGUCAGAUACAAAACCACAAGGAGAGGUGUCAGACUCCAAAAGUAGUGAGUUGGCACCACCUAGUGGAGUCUCAGCUGACCCCUAUGACACAUGUAACCCCCACCUUGGGAUGACAAGAGCUCUUUUUUCAGCUUGUCCAAUCUGUGGUGGAGUAAAGGUAAUAACUUUUGUGGUGUUUAUGCUCAAGCUGAGAGGCUUAGUACAUGGUUUUCUCAAAAUCUGUGCCUGAUCAAGAAAACACUGAACAAUACAAGCCAUCAAUCCUUACUUCUAAAUUGACCAGUUUUGAUUUUAGGUGUACGGAAGUGACUUGCAGUGGCGGUGCUAGAAGCUUUAUGGCACAGGGGAGGGCUGAAUUUGUCCUAUAGCAAUAACCUAGCGUGAAGGACAUUGAUCUGUCUUGGUGCUGGUGUUUCAUGAGAAGAAGAAAGGCAGACCAAAUAGUAUGUGCUGCUAUCUAGGGUGACCACAGUGCAUAUUUUUAUUUUUUUGGGGGUUUCCUUUCAUCAUGUUAGUUUGUGAGCAUGCCUCACACAAGAAGCAGCCAGAUCAGUGAAGCUUCUCACUGGGGAAAGAGAAGAUAGUCUAAUUAGCAUGCCAAUUCACAACAGGUCACCUAAUCUGGUAUCAUAUUUAUAACUGGUGGCCAGAGCCACAUGCUUUAGAGGAGGUGUACAGAAACUCAUUACUCGUCCACUAACAGGAUAGCCUCUUUCCAGAGAAAGUUCUUUUUGAUCACCAGUUGCAGAAAGGCUUAAAUCCUGAAGGAUGGAGAUUCGUAUGCCUUUUCUAAACACAUUUGUUUUCAGUUUCUGUUGGUAUGAUUUGGAAAAUCCUAUAAAUUUCUUUUGAAUGCUACUAAAUUCUUGGCUUUUUAUGGCAGUAAGCUUUAUAAAUUAAUUGUGCAUUGUAUGAAGAACAUAUUUCUGUUUCUGUCCCUUCUGGGGAAGACUUUGUUAAUGUUUUUGCUGAAGUGGAACAAGAUAAAGCUGUUUGUGCUGAUGGGGUCUUGAAAGGCUGGGAGGGUUAGAGAACGUGUUCAAAUAUAGGGAAUGUGUGAAGUAGAGGUUCAGCACAGAGAUGUUUGUUUGAGGAAUUAAGUACUGCCGUUGAAGUGUGUACAUUUUAAAUGAGCAUGUGGGAUUACAUAAAUCAGUGCUGUGUAAAGGGUUUGAGUGCAUAGUAUGCUAGAGAGAAACUACAAGAUUAUAAGCUUGAGGGACUGUUUUGUUCUGAAGCUUUUCAUGUGUUUGUAUCAUUGACUGUCUCCGCAAGCCUGCAAACUAGAAGAUGCUCUGUCUGAGGUACUUCUAUGGCCUCCAUCACGGCAGUGUGUGAGCACCUUGGACAUUGCCUUCUGUCGUAUAUUUAUUGUUGCAGCGUUUGGGAGGUAGGGAAGCGCUGGUGUAACAGGCUACAGUGUGUCUACCCUGAUGGUCAGGGUCAGUGUUUUUUCAAGGCCAUCCUUGCCAGCUGUCUAUGUCAAAGGCCCUCUUUAGCCCUCCAGCCUACUUCUGAAAGCUCUGUUGGACUCGAGGGCCUGUGAAUCAGCCUCCCGGUUCUGUUCUUUCUGCAGUGUGCUGCUUGUAUCUGCUGCCUGUAAUUAGAGAGGUGUGGGGAAGGAGGCACAAGACUGUUUCCUAAAAGGGCUCUGCCCUGGGAUCAGGAAGCUCCGGGAUUAAUUUGUUGUAAGCAGCAAGGAAAGAAUUAGCUGGGGUGGGGUUAGCUCACAUGGUCUAAAUGUUUGUGGGUGAUCUAACUUGUCAGUUUAGACAUACCUUCAGCAAUUUAUUGAAGUCUACCCUAGGGGGUGGCAGACAGGCACUUGAAAUUGAGUAUCCCAUUGUAAAUCUUCAAAACCAUUAAGGCUAAAUUAUGCCACUCCUUCCUUAGCUACCCGUUUGCUCCCCCACCUCCCCCAACUUCCCAAGUCUCAUUUUUAUUUUUCAUAUGUACCAUCAGGUUUUGUAGUGAUUCUCGUUGCCCUAAUAAUACCAGUUGGCAAGAAUCUCAGGAAUAAUCAGAAUUUUAACUUAAUGACAGAGAAAAAAUGGUGCAGCGCUCCUGCUAAUUCUUGCUUUAGCAUGAGAUAUGUUGUUUGCUUCUUUUUUCCUACCCAUUUGAAAGUAUUCUGAAAAGAGGCUUCAUUAAAUGAUUCAUGGGUUUGUUUCUACUUUUAAAAGAAAAAAAAUAACCUUUAGAUACAUUUUUCUGAAUAGUCAAAAUGAAUUAUUUUAGCAGUGUUCGAUGGACACUAUUUGUUUUUUCUCAUCAUGAAUACCGUGAAAGCACAAAUCCAUAUGCUGUAACUAAAAAUUAAUUCUUAUUGCUCAUUCUCUGAAAAGAAUACGUCUGAGAAACAGUUAGGGCCACAUUAGGGCUACAGUUAGUUUUCGCAUUUAUUCAAAUUCAUGUUCAAAAGGCUUUGUGCCAAUGUUUGGCAUGCCUAUGCAAUUUCAAGUUAAGCUGUUAAUUAAAUUUUGCUUAAAAUUGUGUUUUUAAUUGUUUUUAAAAGCCUACUAUUUAGAGAGAAUGUGUGACCUGGAUAAAGCAAAGUCUACAGCACCUAAGUAUCUCUUUAUUUUCUGCUCUGUAUGUAAACUUUGGAAAAUCAAGGUGAGAUCUGGGCAGGGUAUAGGAGUUCAGCAUGUGAAGGGUUGAAGACAGGUUGCAGGAUGGAGUCAUGCAUAUGGGGAAGGAUGGUGGCAUUUAUGUUUAGGAUGGACUAGGUUAAGAAUCACUUUGCCAGUGAUGAGGAUGAUGGUGAAAAUAAUGUAGGGAGAACACAUUCUGGGAAAGUGCCAAGAUUCAAACAGAACAUAGGGCAAGGAAUUUGUGUUUCACUCUGGAUGAAGAAUAGAAAUAACAUGAAAAAAACCCCACCAAACACUGCUUCUAUUACUUCUGUAUCAUAUUUUGUAUUAGACAUUGGGGAUUAGUAAGCAAGCGUGCAGGGUGUUUUGUGUUCUGUUGUAUGUUGCCACAGUGUGCUGAAGAUGUCUUUCAUUACACGCUUGACAAGGUGUGCCUUUGCCACUUAAUUUUUUACCUAGGUGAGUUCUUUGUGUAGUAUAAGGAUAUUUUAAGCUCAGAAUGUUGGAUUGCUGUGGGAUUUUAAAGUAAGCUGCAGAGAUUUAUUAUUAGGCUCUAUUUUUCAAUUUUCAGAUGCCUGGCUGAUAACGGUAGGAAUAGCAUUUCACCGUACGUAUGUUGCUCUGUAACUUCGUUUGAUGCUAUAGCUUGAGAAACGUUGUCAACCUUUUUUAUAGGGUGUCUUUUUUUUAAACUCCAUGAUUGUUUGUAAAUUUUCUUAGAAGUCUGAAAAUAAAAUUAUUUUCCAACUGCUUUUGUCCCUUUCCAUCUGCUAAGUACUGUUUUUAUUUUUGCUUUGCUUUUUCUCCCCUGAUCCUCCUCCUCUUACGUUUUGAAUGAAUGUGGAACAAUUAUGGCUGUUUCUUGGUACUACUUAGUGUGGUGUGCUCGCAUCGGUGUUGACAACUUGAAAUGUGCCUAUUAGGAGGAAUGACUUUUCUGUGUUUCUGGCUUACCCUAAACUCAUCUUUAUGUU